Molecule: messenger RNA, 1434 nt
Organism: Penaeus chinensis
Lineage: Eukaryota; Metazoa; Arthropoda; Malacostraca; Decapoda; Penaeidae
Exons: 2
Coding region: 337-1434 (365 amino acids)
Source: RefSeq, a predicted model, not a curated record
AGGCAAUUUGUCUCCAAAGAAAAAAAACAAGAUAUCUAAUCGAUACACAAUAAAUAUUCACUACUUUAUUGGGAACUGUAGUGCAAGUCCAUUAUAACAAUAUAUUCGUUAUGGAAAAAUCAACCACACAUUAAGAAAAGAAAAAAUAUAGUAGCAACUAAAGUCUUGACGGUAGCAGGCUGCAAAGACCUAUCCGAAGAAGUGAGAUGGUGUCGCGGCUGGUGGUGGUGGAGGUCCUGGGUGGCGACAUGACUCUCAUCUGGCGCCAGGACUGAGUAGUCUCCCCUCGGGGCCUCCCGCACCUCACUAUCGCGGCCAGGAUCAAUCUACGUGAUAAUGGCGGGGCUGUGUGGGUGCUGGAAGCUCUCCUCACACGGCCACUGCGAUGGUUGUGGGUACAAGGUACUGCUGCGGGGGGCUCUCAACCCCGGCGGCCAACCAUUCAAACAAGACAAGUCAAGCCAACAGAGAGACUUCUUGCCUCAGCCGGUGCUUAUUAAAAAAGACAAAAAAGACGAAUCUAAGUUCUCAACUAUUGAGACACCAAUUAGGCAACUGCAAUCGUCGCCCUCCCAGCACCGCCGCCACUCCCACCCGUUCCAUCUAAUGACUGAAAGUGGGCGGGAGAAACCGCAAGAAACCCAGACGCAGUCACACAGUCUACAACGACGACAUCCGCAUAGUCUGCCGCAGUCUUCCGCUUAUAAUGUACCACUGCCAUCCUCGCAGGACCCAUCGGCAUUACAGCGGGAGCCUCGGCUUCACGCAUGCUCGCACGAGCAAACUUUAGCAGCAAGUGGCAGCGUACACGUGGCAGAGCCACGCCAUCAGUGGGACGGAACUCGUCUAGGAUCUUCUUAUCCACAUCAGAUGCUACUGAGCACGAUGCAACCGCCCGAAGAACUCCGAGCACCAAGUCGGCCCCAAGUCCACCCGUCCCUCCAGCCACUUGACGCCGUCCUGCAAGAUAUCCCGCAUAUUCCUUCACUACCAGCUUCUCCACGUCCUGGACACAGGCCACCGCCAUUUGACCUGAGCUCCUUCAUUCCGCCUCUAUCGCCACGUCUGGCCGCAAAUGAGGGGGCAAGUGAGAGCAGGUUCUUUUCUGGAUCACUGGUUCUGGGUCCUGCCUCUAAUCUUCAUAUACGGUACCAUGCUCUUAGCUUGGCAAGGGCCUCAUCCAGGUCGCACACUGACCUAAGAGAGACUACACCGAUUUCUUCGGCAUCUACUUCUCCUCGGUCAUCGUCAGGAUCAAGACCUAACUCUAUGUACAACUCAUUCACGUUGCCACCACCACCGCCGCCCCCGAGAGCACGAAGGUUCAGCGUCCGGAAGCCACAAGAGACCAAUCGUAGUCAACAGGUUGUCGGACUGAAGCAAACGCAAAAAUCAAGGGUAAGUGAAACAUUCCUUCUCUAUCGGGAAGAUUGA